Molecule: messenger RNA, 1336 nt
Organism: Ectocarpus sp. CCAP 1310/34
Lineage: Eukaryota; Phaeophyceae; Ectocarpales; Ectocarpaceae
Source: the annotation of a GenBank genome assembly
AUGAUUCUGCGGGGUCUCUCCGCGGAGGCUUGCUUGUUGACUACCCAUGAUCGCGCCGAUCUCGUCUGCUCGGCAGCAACUGAGCAGGUAGAGAUCCACACCCGGAGAGUCAUGUCUUGCAGCCGACGUACACUUCUUCUGUGUACAUCUAGCCACCGUCGCGCAACGGCGGUGGUUCUGUUGCGUUCCGUUGUUGCUGCGGGUCGAUCGUCGUCAACAACAGCAGCAGCAGCAACACCAACAGCACCGCCUGCGGACAAGAACGUUGCUGCUGCAGCAGCACCGAAUGCAGCGGGGAAGGAAGGGCCAUCCGAGAAGGCGGCGGCGGCAAAGAAGCGCCUGGAUGAAAAUGAGAGCGUUUUCUCCAAGCACGGCGGCAAGAUGGUGCUAGGAUUCAUUGGGGCCCUGGGGUUGUGGUUUCUACGCAGCCAUCUCGGAGGCAAGGCUCUGGAUGCCGUCAAAGACCAGGUGGAGGAGGCGUGUCCCCUAGAACCGGUGGAGGUAGAAGAGCUAAGGUGCUCCAACGACUUCCCUCCAGAUGUGUUCGACAAGGUCUUGGACAGCGUGCGGAGGGCCUUUCCAUCCGGGAGGGCUACCUACCCGGAGUUCGCACGCCACGUAACGUCGAGCGGGCUGUUGCCGGAGCCGAUGUCGAUGGGGUUUCUGCUGGAUAGGAUGGUGCUGACAGCCGCCGCCCACCGCGGGAUUCUAGGCGCUGCGGCGAGGGGAGAAACCCCACAUUCCGGCGGGAGCUCGGGCGAAGGGGGGGUGGAGGGGUGGGCCAGCAUUAGUGCGGAUGCCGUGGAGUUGGAGGUAGAUUUUCUUAUGGUGGCGUUUUCUGCCGCUGUAAACACAAGACCAGCGGAGCGUACACGGCAGCUGUGGGAUAUGGCGCAAGGGCGGUCUAUGGGGGCAACGGACAGGGGGCAGGACCAGGACACUGACGAAGCGACGCUCCUACCGGCCUCGAAGGCAAUAUCGUUGGUCGGAAUGCUCAUGGCCUCCCACCAGCUCCCGUCGGGAAGGUACGCCGUAAAGGACGAGAGUCGGGUCUGGCCCGUGCAGCAGUACCGGUUGGCCUCUGGGAGAGACGCCUUCCUCGAGGGCCUCCUGUCCCUCCACGAGGACGAGGAGAAGAGGACUAAGGGAUGGAUAGAGCGGAAGCUCGCGCCGGCGUACGACCCAGCGCAGGAGGAGCAAAUAUCGUUCGAGCUGUUCGAGCGAGUUUUGAGGAGCGGUCCGGUGUGCGCAUGGGGGGAGUGCCUUGGCAUCCGAAACCGCGACAAACUCUGAGUACCAAAGUCUUGUUCUGAUGGCGAACUCAUAGUCGUGCAUG